This is a messenger RNA of Malus domestica (apple), 2067 nucleotides long. The record is from RefSeq and is a predicted model, not a curated record. NCBI's taxonomy places the organism in Eukaryota, Viridiplantae, Streptophyta, Magnoliopsida, Rosales, Rosaceae.
AAUUGUAACUUGUAUACAUUAUGGACGACAUUACCACUGUCAACUAUCUAAAUGGAUUUUGUUAUCUACAUUUUUUGAAUCGUUCAACUUAAAUUCGCCCCUCCUCCUGAUAAUUCCUAGUUUCGCCACUGCAGACACCCACCAUGGAUGAUUUCAUUUCUCCAACCUACAAAUUUAUUAACACCAUAUUGGCUUUGCUGCUGGUUCUCUAUGGUACAUUGAGAAUAAUCGCAGUAUACACUAAGCAAAAGAAGAAGAGCAAUAUCACCAACAACACGAAGACAGAAACCAUGUCAUUGACCAAAGUCCCUCAACCCUCAGAAGCAUGGCCUUUCAUAGGUCACCUCCAUCUCCUACAUGGCAAAGACCCUGUUGCCCUAAUCCUUGGCGCCAUGGCAGAUAAACUCGGUCCGAUCUACUCACUCAGGCUUGGUCCGCGCCAAGUAGUGGUGGUGCUGAGCGCUUGGGAACAAGUAAAAGAACGCUUCACAAAAAACGACAUUGUUUUCGCCACACGACCGAGUACAGCAGCCGGCAAACACUUGGGUUACAACAACGCCAUUUUUGCCCUAGCCCCGUACGGAUCCUACUGGCGCGACAUCCGGAAGUUGGCUACUCAGGAGUUUCUCUCAGCCCAAAAAGUUGAAAUGCUUAGUCACGUCCGAGCUGAAGAAGUUGACUCGUUUAUAAAGAAAUUGUUCGACGUAGCGGGGUCAUCGGGCCUCACCAUAACUCCCGCCACUUCACCAGUAGCGGUGCGUUUGAGCGAGUUAGUAGAGCACUUGAUGUUCAACAUUAGCGUGAGGCUAAUUGCGGGCAAGAGAUUUUCAGAUCGCGAAUACAAUGAGAAAGGCAGUGAGGCUUGGCGUUUUGAAAAGGCUAUGCAGGAUACUAUGCAUCGCCUUGGCAAUUUUGUUUGGUCGGAUGCUAUACCAUUUCUUGAAUGGCUGGACAGCUUGUUUGGGCCUGUGAGUUCAAUGAAACAUACGUUUAAGGAACUUGACUCUGUGCUUAGCAGCUGGCUCAACGAACAUCGUUCUCCAGGAGGCAAGAUCGGUAAUAGCAGCAGGGUCGCAAGUGACUUGAUGGAUGCGAUGAUAUCCAACUUUGGAGAGAAGGCUGUCAUUUCUGGCCAUAGCUGUGAUAACGUCAUCAAAGCAACAUCACUUAUUCUCAUCAUAGGUGGCACAGAUGGCACAUCUAUUGCAGUAACAUGGGCACUCUCCUUGCUACUCAACCACCCAAGUGCCCUAAAAUCUGCCCAACAAGAACUGGACAUCAGCGUAGGAAGGGAUAGAUGGGUUCAAGAAUCCGACCUCCCAAACCUCAAAUACCUCCAAGCCAUUGUCAAAGAAACCCUACGCUUAUACCCAUCUAUCCCAAUCACCGUCAACGAGGGCAUGGAAGACACUCAUCUCUCUGGCUACCUCGUCCCCAAAGGCACCCGUAUAGUGGUCAACUUAUGGAAAUUGCACCGGGACCCGCGCGUGUGGGCCAACCCUUGUGAAUUUCACCCUGAAAGGUUUAUGACCGACCAUGCUGACGUGGACUAUUUCAAGGGUUUUGAGUACAUUCCGUUUAGCUCGGGCAGAAGGUUGUGCCCUGGUGCGACACUAGGGUUGCAUGUGGUUCAGUUGGUUCUGGCUCGUUUGGUUCAGGGGUUUGAUAUGAGCAGAGUGGGUGAUGAGCCGGUGGAUAUGCGUGAAAGGGUGGGUCUUGCCCUUAUGAAAGAAAAUCCACUUGACGCUUUUCUUGCUCCACGCCUUCCUCUUCACCUCUACUGUUCUGCUGAACGACAGUGUAUUUAAACGUACUACCUCAUGGUUUUACAUGGCAAUUAACUACGAAGUUAUUCUGCAUGUUGAAACUUGAACCCUGAUGCUGGCAUGCAUUAGUUUUUAUAUAUUAUUAUUAUUUAUAUGAUCCAAAUAAAUAGCACUAUAUAUAUCAGCACUCUUAUUGUGUAAAGUGAAAAAUAAGGUUUAAUGAAUAUGUACGACUCGUAUAGGGAGGCUUCAAUCAGUUAUGUAUUUAUUCCAAAUUAAAAAAAAAAAAGGAGAUUUUGGA